This is a messenger RNA of Moneuplotes crassus, 3547 nucleotides long. The record is from the annotation of a GenBank genome assembly. NCBI's taxonomy places the organism in Eukaryota, Ciliophora, Spirotrichea, Euplotida, Euplotidae.
UAAAUCCUUAUUGAAUUAAAGAAUUAAUAUGAGUACCACCCAACCUGAAGUAGAUGUCAGCAUGCAAGCUGACCAAGGAGAGAGUAGAGAUAAUCAAUCCGAGUUGAAGGAAAAUGAACUCAAACUAGCCCAGAGUGCUAAAGACAACCAAGAAGAAUGGAUUGAUCACUGAAGAGAACUUGUAGCCGAGUAUAGAAGACUCCUACAGAAUUCGAAGAGCUCUUAUUAUAAAAAGGACGGUGAUGUUGGAUACUUGCUCAGUAUGAAAUGGCUCGACCACUGGAAGAAGUGCAACUACUAUGAUUCUCUCUAUCGUAAUCUUGUCCCUGACUUUGAUGAAGACAAACCGACUGAAAUCGGAGAGAUUUCGAAUGAAUCUUUGCUGAGAGCCAAAGAAGAGUUCAUUAAUGAUGUUGAUCCUAAUAGUUAUUACAACUAUAUCUUGAGGAGAGACUUGAAGAUGAACUAUGACUAUAAGCCUGUAGACGAGGAUACAUGGAAUUUUUUCCACUCUAGAUAUGGAGGGACUACAGUAAAACGUUUUUACUAUAAAUCGUACUCAUUUGGAGCUGAUAUUGAAGCUAAGUUGAAGGAAUUUAAAAUUGUAGUCCUGCCUUCUGCUGAGAACUGGGAUAUUAGCAAUGUAAGCAAGUCGAUGUCCAUCUUCUCUAGCAAGCAUGAUACAUUUGAAGCUUUCUUGGCAAGGAUUGUGGAGAAUCUAAAUUCUGACCAAUACGGAUACAAAUUGUGAAAGGAUAAAAUUCGACCGUGGAAACUCGCCUUUAAUGGUAGUAUUGAAAGAAUCGUAAAAGAAGUCAAACAAAAUCUAGAUUCUAGGCCAACCCCUGUAGACCCAGAAGAGCCAGAUACUGGUGACGAUGAAGAAGAGAAGACUCAAGAAAACACAGGAAUAAAGUUCCCUGGACCAUGCUUAGAUAGCAUGAAGACGUUCACAAUGGACGACUUAGAACUCUCUUCUAAUGAUACUCUUGUUAUCGAAGUUGCUUCUGAGAAAACAGGAAAAUUCAUCUUUAAAUAUGAGAAGAUCGUGAUCCUUUGCUAUGGGAAAUGCGAAUACUGUUACUCAAAUAAGCCACUCAUCUGUCAAUGUAGGUGAGAAGAAGUAAAAUAUUGCUCAGAUGAGUGUCUGAAGAAAGAUGAGAGAUUCCAUAUGGACAAAUGUAAUGCACCCAUAGAUAUUGAUCAUGAUGCUCCAUUCCAAAAGAAAGAUAGAGCUAGAAAUGGACUCACAGGGCUGCAGAAUCUUGGUAAUACUUGAUUUAUGAAUUCUUCCAUUCAAUGUUUGAGCAACACCUAUAUUCUCACGAAGUUUUUCUUGACUGAAAAAUUCAAAGAAGAUAUUAAUACCGAUAAUGUUCUCGGAACUGGAGGAAAACUUGCAAUUCAAUUUGCAAGAUUGAUGAAUGAAAUGUGGAACGAUGAAGCACCAGUAGUCACUCCUUGGAGUUUCAAGAAAAUUGUAGGCAGCUUCCAGCCAAUGUUUAGCGGAUUUGCUCAACAUGACUCUGCAGAAUUGCUCAGUUUUGUUCUUGACGGACUUCAUGAAGAUAUGAACAGAGUGAAGAAGAAGCCAUAUUUUGAAAUGCCAGAUCUUCUUCCAGGAACUGCUGAACAAAAAUGAGCUGAGCUAGCUUGGAAGUAUCAUCUUUUGAGAAAUCAGUCAAUAAUUGUUGAUAUAAUGCAAGCUCAAUAUAAAUCCACUUUGACUUGUCCUAACUGUGCCAACAUUAGUGUUACUUACGACCCUUAUAUGAUGUUGUCUCUUCCAAUCCCACAGAACGAAGUUUACACCGGUCUGUAUUAUUACUUGCCUUAUGAUUCAAAGGUUUGCCCAACGAAGUCUAGAUUCUAUCUCAAGAAGUCAAACACAAUCAUUGACUUGAGAAAGCAAAUUGCAGAACAACUGAACAUUGAUCCAUGGUCAUUUGUGCUGCUUACCAUUGAGAACAAGAGCCUUGAUAGAAUCUUCUGCAAGAAUAGAACCAUUGGCGAGCUAUCUGAACAAGAUGGAGGAGUCUUUGCUUGCCAAAUUGAUCCAGAUGUAUUCGAGAACUGUAAAGAACCUGAAGUGUACAAAAAGCUCAAUCAUUAUAUCAAUUCUUCAGAUUAUGCUCUUGACAUUGCCAAUGAUGAUGACGAUAACAAUUCCAUCUCGAGAGACUGGGUCAAAAUACCUCUGAGACUCAGCAUUAUGGAGAAGCACAAGUAUGCAUACUAUUCGAAGAAAAAGGCUGUAUCAUUCCCAAGAUUGAUCUGGAUAAACAGGAAUUGGGACAUGGUCACAGUCCACAAGAAGGUAUUCAACUACCUCAGGUUUUACUUUGACUUUGAGUUGGUUGAAGGUUUCAAAGACCUUAGUGAAGAGCAAGCCUUUGUCUCUAUCUUUGAUGGUCUCACUGAAGAAAAUUGGGAAGAUAAGUUAGGCUCAGGAGACGACCCAGGAGAAUUCUCUUACUCUCUCCAAGUUGUGAAUACUGAAAGCAGGAGCUAUUUCAAUAAAGGUUUAGAUUUCUUUGGAAAGAAUAACUUUGACAACAUUCCUCUCCCUUAUAGAUCAACUGGAGAUAAAUUCGGAGAAUAUAUUGACCAAUUUUUUAAGGAAUCACAAGAGAAGGACAAGGACAGCGACGAUGACAUGGACUAUGGCUAUUAUGGAUCCAAGAAAGAAGAUAAAUCUAAUUCUGAAGAUCAAGCUCCUCAAGUGAUCAACAAUUUCAAUGACGGUUAUUAUGAAGAAGGAGGUUAUAGAGGACAAAGCAAUAGAAGAAAAACCUUUGAAUUUGAGAUCUUUUGGAACAAAGACAACUUGCAAGCUGCUAUCCAAAAGCUGGAUAGAUGUAAAAAGCAUGAAGACUUUACUGCCAUUACUUACCAAGCCAACCAAUGCAGCAGCGAAGAUAUUACUCUUCGUAGCUGAUUUGAAAGCUUCCUGACUCCAGAAAAACUUGGCAAAGAUAAUGCUUGGUACUGCAGAAAAUGUAAGGAUCAUGUUGAAGCCACAAAGAAGAUGGAGCUUUAUAGUUGUCCUAAUAUUCUUUUCGUUAGUCUAAAGAGAUUCAAGUCAGGCAGAGGAUCCUAUUUCAAGGAUAAGCUUGAAGAUAAAGUUCUCUUCCCAAUUGAAGAGCUUGAUAUUUCUGAUAUAAUUCUAUCAAACAAAAAUGCUGAUGGUACAAAGAAGCAAGAUAUUAAGUACGAAUUGUAUGCUGUCUCAAACCAUUACGGAAAUAUGGGAUUCGGGCAUUAUACAGCUUAUGCUAAGAACCCACUUGAUAAUACAUGGUAUGACUUUGAUGAUUCGAGUGUGACAGAGAUGAAUAAUCCUUCUCAAAUAGUAUCUGAAGCUGGCUACAAUCUCUUUUACAAGAGAACUGAUUUUAGCUUUGAGGGAGAAGUUGAUUUUGAAGCAGUCAAGAAUGUCUGCGAUUUUGAAGAAUUCAAAUUGGAAGUAAGCCAUUACCAAGUCCCUAAGAAGGAGAAGCCAGAGGAGACUAAAGACGCUGGAGAUCAGGACAUGGAAGUUUCAUAA